AUGUCCGGAACAGUCGAGUCUGUCACCACCCUGCCGGCCGUCAAGCGUUACAUAGCAACACAUGAUGCUCACGGCAAGAGCGUGUAUUUCGAUUCACCUCCACAGCAAUAUUACCCCGUCCCGGGUGCUGGUGGACUCGCCCGCUCUUACUCGGUGGCCACUGUCCCAUCAAAGUUGGAGAACGACGAGGAUCUCAAAGCGUACCUAGGGAAGGAAGGUCCUGCCAGCUGGACGUCACCGAACAUUGUCACUCCAGGAGGUGCCAACCUGCUCAUCGUGGAUCUGUCCCCGGGAGGAAAGAGUUUCAUGCACCAAACUGUUUCGAUUGACUUCUCGGUCUGUGUUGUUGGAGAGAUCGACCACGAGUUGGAUAACGGCGAGAAGGUUCGACUGCGCCCAGGAGACCACAUUGUCCAGCGGGGCACAAUGCACCGAUGGCACAAUGCGUCAAGUACUGCACCGGCGCGGCUUGUGGUCACAACUCUCUCUUGCCUGCCAUUUGACAUUGCCGGCAAACAGCUGGAGGAGAUUCAUCUUCCGAACGAGCAAUAG
Molecule: messenger RNA, 552 nt
Organism: Cladophialophora carrionii CBS 160.54
Lineage: Eukaryota; Fungi; Ascomycota; Eurotiomycetes; Chaetothyriales; Herpotrichiellaceae
Exons: 2
Coding region: 1-552 (183 amino acids)
Source: RefSeq, a predicted model, not a curated record